This is a messenger RNA of Micropterus dolomieu (smallmouth bass), 3850 nucleotides long. It is a transcript of the gene rcor3, whose product is annotated as REST corepressor 3. Gene Ontology annotation, cellular component: histone deacetylase complex; transcription regulator complex. Gene Ontology annotation, molecular function: transcription corepressor activity. NCBI's taxonomy places the organism in Eukaryota, Metazoa, Chordata, Actinopteri, Centrarchiformes, Centrarchidae. The record is from RefSeq and is a predicted model, not a curated record. Bases 7 to 1128 code for a protein of 373 amino acids. Gene Ontology annotation, biological process: regulation of transcription by RNA polymerase II; negative regulation of DNA-templated transcription. The transcript is spliced from 6 exons.
GAAGAGAUGGAGGAGGCCAAUCCCAUUGAAGCGCACGACAGCGACUACGACCCCAACAAGGAAACCAAGAAAGAGCCGAACCAGGUGGAGCCGGUGGUACCGGGCUCCAAGGUGGCUUUGGGUCGGCGGGAGCACCAGACCCUGCAGCACCGACACCACCAGCGAUCCCGCUGCCGCCCCCCCAAAGGCAUGUACCUGACCCAGGAGGACGUGGUGGCCGUGUCCUGCAGCGCCUCGGCCGCCAACACCCUCCUCCGUCAGCUGGACAUGGAGCUGGUGUCCCUCAAGAGACAGGUAGGAGGCUGCCCUCCUCCUCCUCCUCCUCCCGAAUGUUCAGGGCCAAACCUCAGGAUCAGACAGAAUGUCCAGAACGCCAAACAGAUGAACAGCGGGCUGAAACACGUUGUGGAGUCUGGGAUUGAAGAGUUCAGGCUGCCGGAGAGUAACCAGAAGGUGAACGCCCGCUGGACCACAGACGAGCAGCUGCUGGCCGUUCAAGGUGUCAGGAAGUACGGGAAAGACUUCCAGGCCAUCGCUGACGUCAUCGGGAACAAGACGGUGGGCCAGGUGAAGAACUUCUUCGUGAACUACCGGCGGCGGUUCAACCUGGACGAGGUGCUGCAGGAGUGGGAGGCGGAGCAGGGGACGCAAGCUCCCAACGGAGACAGCGCCACCUCUGGAGAGGAGGGGAAGAACAGCUCGGCCACUCCGUCGGGGAAGAGCACCGACGAGGAGGACGAAGAGGGUCAGGUGACCUCUUCAGGCGUGUCUCCUGCCGCCUCCUCUUCUUCUUCAGCUCAGAUCCUGGUGACGUCCGGCGCCUCCUCCGCCUCCCUCCACCAGCCGCCUCCCCUCCUGCGGCCCUCUCUCCCAGCCACGCCCUCCUUGCACCGCCAGCCCCCGCCCCUCCAACAGCAGGCCCGGUUUCUGCAGCCCCGCCCCACCUUGCAGCAGCCCCCGCCUCUCAUCCGCCCCUCAAACACCCUGCCCCCCCGCCUUAACCCACGCCCUCCGGCUCCAAUGACCCUCUGCGGUAACCCCGGGGGUUCCGGUCCAAGCUCCGCCCAGCAGCCCCCCGGGCUGGCCGUCCACCAAUCGGAGACGGCUUCAUCCUCCUCCAUCCACUAACGAACGUUUCUGUUGAAGACGCAGAAAAAAGAAAAUGUCUGCAAGGCUGCUGCAUUCAGGUCCUGUGGGAAAAUCUGAGUGACUUUAUUCUUCAAAACGACGACAGCCGUCGCAGCUUCAGGUUACGACACGAAAUCCAAACCUGAGUGUUUGUUAUUUGGUGCGCAGCAUUUUAGGGGUUGAAGUUUGUCUUUCCCACAGGACUUAGCGUGCAGUGCACCUGCUGGUGGACACCUGGUUUUAAAAUCUGUGUUUUCUAAAAAAGGGUUUGACUCAGAAGUCGUGUCAGUCUUUAGGAAUCUGUCACAUUAUUAACGCAGAACCUUUUCAGCCAACAACCAAUCCUCUUCAGACAUGUGGCGUCCCUCAGGGUUCAAUCCCGGGUCCCUUCUUCUUCUCCAUCACAUGUAUAUAAAUGCAUCAACAGAAACAGCAGCACUUGGAAAACAUUUUCAACACCCUUGAUUUAGUUGCUCUCAGUAGCAGCCUAAGUGAUGCUGAAGGCUGAUGUUGAAUUAUUAUCAACUGCUAAAUUAAUUUCUUACAAUAAGAAACGUAACAUUUGUAUUGAUUUCUUUUAUCCUUCCGGAGUUCACUACAUUUACACUACAUGUCUCUGCUGACAUGUCGUUAAUCGGUCGGUCCAGCUGUAGUUUCUACUCAAACAGGAGGAAAUGUUGUUGUUGUUGGGGACAGCGAUGGAGCUCUGGUGCUCAGAGGAGGAAGGUUUCAUCUGCACAAGAUGAAAGUCAUACUUCAGUGCUGUGCUACUAAGACAGCAUUGUUUAUUUAAAUGAUUAUACCAAGUUACAGGGAACCCGCAAUGUCGUGGUAACCGAAAAUAAGCUUUCUGACAGUCGUGAUGUUUCAGUAACAGAUGGAGAUUAAACUGAAGGCAGUGUUGUGUACAGUAGCGUUAGACAUCACCUUGUACAGUUUGGUAUCUGUUUGAAUAGAGAGCCUAACUUCCGCCCCUUGGGACCUUAUUUCAGAAAAACGAUGUACGGUAGGCAACAAUGAGACACAACUAAUGUUUAGAUCCCGUUUGAAUUGUGUCCCGAAUUACACACGAUGUUUGUCUGUUUAAAAGAUCAUUUAGGUCAAGAAAGUUGCAGUUUGUCUUAAAACAGUAAAGUAACAUUUAGAUUUGUGUGAAACCGUUUAAUAAACUACAUCUCUCGUCUCUCACAAUAUAAGUUAGCAACAUGUUAGUGCUGUAAUGCUAAGCUAACGUUCACGGCUUGCUUAUUACUUGCUAGGUAACUUAGCUAUGUUCCACGCAGAGAUGGAUCGCACCUGAUGUGUUUAAUCCUACGACACCUGGUCCUUUCAUCACAUCAUCUACACAUGGUAAUGUUAGCUUCAGUAACAUUAGCUUCAGUCACGUUAGCUAGAGUAAUGUUAGCUUUAGUGACGUUAGCUUCGGUGAAAUUAGCUUCAGUGACGUUAGCUUUAGUGACAUUAGCUUCAAUGACGUUACCUACAGUACUGUUAGCUUAAAUGACAUUAGCUUCAGUGACAUUAGCUUCAAUGACGUUAGCUUCAUUGACAUUAGCUUCAGUUCAAUAACAUUGGGUACAGUAAAGUCAGCUUCAGUAGUUAGCUUCACUAUUUUUAGCAUCAGCGACAUAAGCUUCAAUAACGUUAGCUUCAGUGACGAUAGCUUCAGUUCAAUAACGUUGGCUACAGUAAUGUUAGCUUUAAUGACAUUAGCUUCAAUGAUUUUAGCUUCUGUAAUUAUAGCUUCAGUGAUGUUAGCUUCAUUCACCUUAGCUUCAGUGACAUUAGCUUCAGUAAUGUUAGCCUUUAUUACGUAAGCUUCAAUGACAUUAACUUCUGUAACGUUACCUACAGUGAUGUCAGUUUCAAAGACAAUAGCUUCAGUGAUGUUAGCUUUAGUAACGUUAGCUUCAAAGACAUAAGCUUCAAUAACAAUGGCUACAGUAAAGUUAGCUUCACUAUUGUUAGCAUCAGUGACAUGAGCUUCAAUAACGUUGGCUACAGUGACGUUAGCUUCAGUCAUUGAGAGAAACAGUUAUUUUCAGUCAUAUUUCAACAGUUUUAAGAGAAACUGCGACUUUCUUCUCUUAAAUGAUCUUUUAAACAGACAAACAACAUGUGUGUAAUUCAGGACACAUUUCAAACUGGAUCUGAACAUUAGUCUUCUCACCGUUGACUAACCUACAUAUUUAUUCUGAAAUAAGGUCCCAUGGCGGUCCCCCAACAGGGGCGGGGCUUAGGCUCUGUGUAAGCAGUUGUCCAUCCAAUCAGCUGUCAGUAACUAACUCUGUGCUGCUGUCCAUUUGGUUUUGUAGUUGAUGCUUUUUGAAAACACUAAAGUUUCACCCAGACGUCCUUCAGUGUGUUAACUCCAUGUUUUCUGUAGAAAUGUGAAAAACGUUCCCCGCUGUUCUCUGAACUGUUCUGUUGUUGGGGUGAAUUUUCCCAGAGUUGCUGUUGUUUUGUUCCACAUGUUGAAGAUUCGUUUUGAAACUAAAAACCUGUGAUGUCGGUCUGUCUUUUCAUUAUUUAUUCUUCUUCUUCCUGGUGCUACCAGUCCGGUGUAAAAAAUCAUUGUGAAAGUGCUCUUAAUGCUUUUUGGACAAACAUGUAUUAUUACAGCAGUAAAUGUAUUGAAAUCAUAGAGUCCUUUGAGUUUCAGUCGUUAGAUGUUGAGGUGAAGCUGCAGAGACCUUCUCAUUAAAAAAAAACUACAUUUGUA